Staurois parvus is the source of this 303-nucleotide messenger RNA. Lineage: Eukaryota; Metazoa; Chordata; Amphibia; Anura; Ranidae. The record is from the annotation of a GenBank genome assembly.
AUGGGGUAUGGUGGUGAUCAGGGUGAUGGUAUGGGGUAUGGCGGUGAUCAGGACGCUGGUAUGGGGUAUGGUGGUGAUCAGGGUGAUGGUAUGGGGUAUGGCAGUGAUCGGACACUGGUAUGGGGUAUGGUGGUGAUCAGGGUGAUAGUAUGGGGUAUGGUGGUGAUCAGGACGCUGGUAUGGGGUAUGGUGGUGAUCAGGGUGAUGGUAUGAAGUAUGGCGGUGAUCAGGACGCUGGUAUGGGGUAUGGUGGUGAUCAGGGUGAUGGUAUGGGGUAUGGCGGUGAUCAGGACACUGGUAUGG